CUGAUUAUUAGUGCUGCGAGUCUGGGCGGGGCGCGCGGCGGGCGGCCGGCGGCUCCGCAGGAGGUCGGCGCCCGCGCAUCUCCCGCUCACACUCGCCCUCCGCCCCAUCGGACGGAGAGAGAUAGAGAACGACCCACGCAUCAAGCAGGCGACAAACGACCCGUGGUAAAACAAAAGGAAUGCUGGCUGGGACGCUUUGAGGCGCCGGCGCCGCUCCCCGCGCUCUAA
This is a messenger RNA of Danaus chrysippus (African queen), 228 nucleotides long. The record is from the annotation of a GenBank genome assembly. Lineage: Eukaryota; Metazoa; Arthropoda; Insecta; Lepidoptera; Nymphalidae.